UGAUCUGAAUGGGUAAAAAUCUUUAAAACGGACAGAGUUAGGGUUUUUUUCGAACUUCUCUCCCCCAUUGUAUGCUGUGCAAAUGUUCAUCACCUUCUUCCAUGGUCACUAAUUCCUCUUCCUCUAAGCUUCCAUGGAUUUGGUGUAUCGAAGCCCUUGCAAGCUUCAAGCAAGUAGACAUCGCUCUCCUCGGUGAUUUGAUAAGUAGGGUAUCGGAUUUCUCGGAUGAAUCGUGCAAGGAUGCGCGGGAGAGGGUCGCUUUGAGGUGCUUGGAGCAAUGGCUAGAUUCAAGCGAUGUUUCAGACAAAAGAAAUGUGCCUUUGGUUUCAGGGUCCGGUGCUCUGACCAUCUUCGGUGACACAGCAAGGCAAAUGACAUGCGAAAACGUCCUCCAUCUUGUUCUAAAUGAGUCCUCAAAAUCCAGCUUGGUAAAGUCCAGGUUAGAGAUGUUGAAGCAGGAAGUUCAAGAGUUUAUUUCCCAGAAAAGUGCUAGCUUGCCUAAAUGUGUUCUGGAAAAGCUGAAGGAUGCAAUAGUUGAAAGUACUCAUCCAUUAGCUGCAUCCUUGAGGACAAGGAGUGGAUUGGACAAAGAAAAUAUUGAUGCGAAGAUGCACACUAGUAGUGAUGUUAUGAACCAGGCGCCAAGAGAGAGCUCAGUUGAAAUGGGAGAGGAAAAAGCAGUGACAUGUUCAGGUGAAAAGGAUAAGGGUAGGAUUCAUUUGGGUGGUGGUGAUCUUAAUGAAGAUGCAAAGCAGAAUGACAAUGAUGAUGUUGCAAUCGAGUCACCAAAAGAAAGCUUAAUUGAAAUGGCCAAUGGAAAACUGUUGACAUGCUUGGAUGAAAAGGAUGAGAAAAGAAUUCAUUGCGAUGACAAUGAUUUCAAUGAAGCUACAAAGGGUCAUGACACUAGUGAUGAUGCAAUCCAGGCACUAAAAGAGAACUCAGUUGAAAUGGCAAAGGAAAAGGUCUCAACAUGUUUAACCGAAAAGCCAAUUUGCUUUAAUGAUGUCAACUAUCGUGCAACUAAGAGACCUAAAUUGAGUAUAAAGGCCAGUGAAGACCAGUCACUAGAUCCAAGGCCAGGCUCUCUGUCACCCAAAAUUAGGAACGAAACAUUACAUGACAAUGCUUUGGAUAGUAUAAUUGGUGGAAAGGGGGAGAGUGCACUCUCUAGAGAAGGGCAAGCACCCUGUUCUGACAAAAGCAGAAUUUGUGUGGAUGGUGAAGAUUGUCAUGCCAAUACUAACAGCCUUAAGGAAUCCAAAGAUGGUCAAAUCAAGUCUAUUGAGCAGAACUCAGGUUCUUUGUAUGAAAAUGAACAUGUACAAAAAGAUCCUCCCGGUAAAUUUUUAAUAUCAGCGGAGAAAGGUAUAUUAGAAAAAGAAACUCAAGUGCAUGGUAUGGUACAAACUGUAAUUUUCCAGGAUGAUUGUGAGAAUGCUUCCCUACAGAAGCAAAGUAGUGAUAAUGAUGAAAACACACACGAUCUGUCCCCGGGUAAUAAAAUUCCUCUAGAAGCAUGUCUGAAUGGUUCCCACCAAAUUAAUGUUGUAACCAAAGAUGAAAAUCUGAAUCAUGUUGAAACACAUAGUUGCAGUGAUGCCAAUCAUGAUAAAGUUGCUUUAUUUGAUUUGAAGGACAAAAUAGUCAUAGCAAUGAAGAAAUAUAGAUUUUUGAGUUUUCAAAGCACGUCCAAUCAUGAUUCUCAGGCCACAUUAGAUCGGAUAGAACAGAGACGUUGUAAUAAGUGUAACAGGGGUGGCCAAUUAUUGAUUUGUUGUGCCACUAAUUGCCAAUUGGCUGUCCAUGAGUGUUGUUUGGGCUCCCCAGCAAGUUUUGACAAUAAUGGUAAUUUCUACUGUCCCUUUUGCUUUUAUGCAGAAGCAAUUGUUGCAUAUCAUGAUGCCAAGAAAAAAAUUUCCCUGGCAAGGAAGUCUUUUGCUGCCUUUACAGGUGAGAAGAAUGAACAACAGCUGAAGAAACAAUUUGAAAAUAUUCAUUAUGAGGAAACCCAAUCAAGAAGAUUUGGAGAAGUGGGCUUUCCUCGUAAUAUUCCUGACAAUAAGCAUCAGACAGAGAUAAUUCAUAAGCAAUCUGUGCAAGCAAUGGAACAUCAAGAAGCAGCAAAUGAUUCUAUUGAAUAUAAAAAUGGAUAUAUUCCCUGUGAAGGAGGAAAGGCACCUCCUGUCCAUGAGAAAAAUGAUAUUUUCCUAACUGAAGGAGACGAUUCAAAACAAGUUGAUGACAAUCACAAUAAUUUAGUGAUGGAAUGUCAUCUGACCAAAAGUUAUUCUAAUGCAUGCAGUGGUAAUGACUUACAAGUGAGAGAUGGAGAAGCAUUUGCAAUGAAUGAGAUAUCUGAUAUUUCCUUGACCAAAGAAAAGGCAGUUGUGAUUGAAAAACAUCAAUCUGUAGAUUGGAGAGAAGAAAAUAAUAAACAGGUUGAAGCUGAUUUGAAGCAUAAAUCUAAAAAUUCACCCUGUAGACGCAGGGAGAUGGUGCCAUUAAGUCAGAGACUUGCUGGAGUACGAACUAGAAGACAAGUUUUACAAGGUAAAUUCUCUUCUCGACCAAAUAUUACCACAAAAGAAACUUCUGAAGCUGAAGAAGAUGAUAUUUCCUCUAAUGACUCCAGCAGAGAUCAGAAGCCAAUUAGCCCCAAAUUUCCUUCUUUAAGGAGAACGAAAAAUCCUUGGACAGCUGAAGAGGAGGAAAUACUGCUGGAAGGAGUUAAGCGAUUUUCAAGUACUGAUGGGAAAGGUUUUCCAUGGAAAAAGAUCCUGGAAUUUGGCUGCCAUGUCUUUCAUAAAACUCGUACCCCAGUUGACCUUAAGGAUAAAUAUAGGAACAUUUGGACAAAGGGAGGCCCAAGAGUGAGAUAAGGUUACAAAGGCAAUUUCACAGAAAAGGAGAGGAGUAAAGAAGAGUUUGUGUAUUGGCCAGAGUGAUCCACUGGAUUAGAACAUUGGACUCUUUCACAGUUUUCAUCUGAUGAAAUUUGGAGAAGCUGUGAAGUGAUGGCUAGAUGAAGCAAAGGGUUAAUUCAGGUUUGGUCGCCUCGUCCAAAAUGCUUUUCGAAGUUAAACUUCGAUGGAAGCAAUCAAGGUAAUUCUGGUCCUAGUAUAAGAGGAGUAACGAGAAAUACCAAAGGUAAUGUUAUUACUUUAUACUUCGGCUCAUUGGGGAUGGGUCAUUUUGCUAGAGAUGAAUUGAUUGCUGCAAUACAAGACAUACAGAUUGCAAGUGAGCUAAGUCUCUCAAAUGUAGUGAUUAAAGGGGACCAAAAACUGGUGGUGGGAUGGUUGACAGAACCAUAUUCUAUAAUUUGGUGAUAUAUGAAUGAGAUCAAGAAAUUUAAAUGGCUUACCAGAAACAUGAAUGUGAAGAAAUAGUGGGUGAGAAGAUCAGCUAAUUGAAUGGUGGAUGUUUUAGCUAGGGGUGAUUGGCUGAAUAAAAAUUGUCUGUAUUGGGUUCAAAUGUAAUAUGCUUUUUUGGGAGAGGUGGCGUCUCGUGCCUCCUUAAGGGAUGUUUGUAAAGCUUUCAGUUAUUAAUAAACUUUGUUUUUACUCAUUAAAAAAGGCAA
Nelumbo nucifera (sacred lotus) is the source of this 3583-nucleotide messenger RNA. RefSeq lists its product as uncharacterized. The record is from RefSeq and is a predicted model, not a curated record. NCBI's taxonomy places the organism in Eukaryota, Viridiplantae, Streptophyta, Magnoliopsida, Proteales, Nelumbonaceae.